AAGAAUAAGAAUGAAGGAGAGAGAGGAGGUGGAGAGACCUGAUACAGAGAGGGCUUCAUCUGAGCGCGUGCAGAAGAGACUGAGAAGUCAGACAGAGCUGAGCAGGAAUCAGAGCGUCUCCCUACAGAGGACAAGGACAGCUGGACGGAUCACCUUCAACAUCAGGAAGAAGCUUCAGCCUGAAGACCUGCAGGUUUGAGUCUCCAUGGGGAGUGAAACGAUUGCUCUACUGAGCAUCUGUCUCAGUGCGUGUCUGGCAUUCAAUGUGGACACUUCGUUUCCGGUGCUGAAGACAGUAGAGGGCAAGAGUCUGUUUGGAUUCUCUGUUGCUCUGCAUGAGGAUCUGGAGACAAGGGACUACCUGCUAUUGGUCGGCGCUCCCAGGGAGAAGGCGGAGUCUAACGUUCCAGCCAAUCGAACCGGAGGAGUUUACACUUGCCCAGUGACAGCUAAACAGUCAGACUGCAGAAGGAUAAAGCUCAUAGAUCCAUCGAACCUGACCCCGUCUGAAGACCUGGUCGAGGACAUGUGGUUGGGCGUCUCAGUAGCCAGUCAGGGCAGACCUGGAGGGAGGAUCCUGGCCUGCGGUCAUCGGUUUAUUAAGGUUCACCUUGGACAGAGGUGGAUGACUGGCCACUGUUAUCUCCAUAGAAAUGCACAGCACCAAGAAGAGGAUCUAAACUGGCAGAACAUACAGCAGCAGCAUUGCGAUUACAGGCUGGAUCAUCUCAAGGAGGGAAUGUGUACUUUUGGGAUCUCUGCUUCCAUCACACAGAGCGACGUCAUCCUCGGCUCUCCUGGGAGCUACGAAUGGCAGGGUACUGGUUCUAUGAUGUUCAACAGUUCAGAUAGAAUCAGCGAGGCCCCGUCAGUGUUGGACAAAAACCUCAGAGCUCACGUGAACCCAGUGAGCUGGAUGCCGCUGAUGGGUAACUUCCUGCAUCAUGCAGCACAGUGCGGCAGCUCACAUGUUCACAGAUGGUAUUCUGUCACGCAGGCCUAUCAUUUACUUUCUGCAAAGGAUCAAACCAUCGUAGCAGGGGCUCCUAGAGAUAAUAAAAUGGAUGCUCGUGGUUCUGUGAUGCUGAUUGUUAAGGAGUCUACUGAUCUGGUGAUUCAGAAGACUCUAAGAGGUCAACAGGUUGGAUCGUACUUUGGUAAUGCAGUGGUAGCCGUGGACCUGAACAGUGAUGGCUGGAACGACCUGCUAGUGGGUGCUCCUUUUUACUUCAACCGUCAGCUGGAGGUGGGUGGGGCAGUUUACGUUUAUAUGAAUGGAGGGGGGAGGUUCCCCUCUGAACCCAGCAUGGUUCUGACAGGUCCAGUUGGAUCUGCUUUUGGAAUGGCUAUUGCUGCUGCAGGAGACCUCGACCAAGACGGCUUUCAGGACUUUGCAGUGGGAGCUCCUUUCCAUGAUGCAGGACUUGUAAUGAUCUGGACCGGAAGCAGAGAGGGUGUUUCUGCAGAACCAAGUCAGGUGAUCCAUGGCAGCACUGUGUUUCCUGGUUUCCGGACCUUCGGGUACUCCCUGGCUGCAGGUGUGGAUGUUGAUGGCAAUGAUUAUCCAGACCUGUUGGUGGGCUCUCUGGAUGACAAAAUCGUCCUCCUCAGGUCUCGCCCUGUCGUCCAGCUAAAUAACACACUCAGAGUUUCUCCGGAUAUCGUCGCCCUAAAAGACUGUAACUUCUGCAUCCAGGUGGAGGUGUGUUUCUCCUUCAAGGUCCACGCUGGAAAAAACUUAAGCAUCAUCUCUGUCAACCUUACCGUGAGUGCUGAUGUUACCAGCCUCACGCCCCGCCUCCGUUUCCAGAACAACGGAGAGAGCAUGUUCUCCAGUAUCCUGUCAGUAAGGAACGGAAAGUGUAAAACCCUAAGAGUUGGACUGCUGAGUAACAUCCGAAACGUGGUGGAACCUCUGGUGUUCUCCACCAGUGUCUCUCUGGAUCAAAACCUUCCCAACAGGAGCAACACAGUUCAAGACCUUAGACGCUUCCCCGUUCUCAGCCGGAAACCUCAACCCACCAGAACCCAGAUCCACUUUCAAAAGUCCUGCGGUUCUGAUAAUGUCUGUCAGAGUAACCUUCACAUGGAGGCCCAGUUCACAGAUGAGAACCACGAACCCUUCCCCAAGCAUAAUGGCAGCCAGCUGCUGAACUACACUAGCAGCAUCAGGAGGUUACUUCUGGAGGUCAAUGUCAGCAACAUUGCGUCACGAGGUCGACUAGCAGAGGACGCUCAUGACACUGUGCUCAACGUCAGCAUCCCACCUUCACUCAUUUACUCCGGAGUCCAAGCAAGUGACGAUGGAGCUUUGUCAGGAGCUGUUGUUUGUACUGUUGAAGGUGACACCCUUCUCUGCCCACUUGGAAAUCCCUUCAGAAGUAACCAGAAGGUCCAGGUGUUCAUUAAAUUCGAGCCAUCUGAGAUGGCUUUGGACACCAGAGAGAUCCAGUCUCAGCUGCUGCUCUCCACGCUCAGUGAGCAGUCAAACUUGUCUCCGGUCUCUGUCACCUUGCUGGUGGAGCAUUCUCUGCAGGCGGCUAUUACUUCAAUCCCACUGGAUCCGAUCUUCUUCAGUGGUAAAGUGAUGGGUGAGCGGGCCAUGAAGACCACGAAGGACGUCGGCAGUCUGGUGGUUUUCACCAUUCAGGUUCACAUUCUGGGGAAGCCGCUGGGUCACCUUGGCAACCUGGAGGUGGAGUUUGAUUGGCCGAAAGAGGUGGCGAAUGGAAAAUGGCUUCUGUAUCUGACAGAGAUCCGUUUGGACGGCACUUCAAAUCCUCGAUGCAUCGACGAAGACAUCAUCAACCCUUUAAACCUCCUGAUGUCCGAUGAGCAGAAAAUGAAAAGGAGUCUGAAGAUGGACAAAGAAGAGAAGAAGCGAAAUCAGGAAGGGAAAACUCUCCCUGUCCUCGGCUUUAAGAAACAGAGGAAGACCUUAAAAUUGAGCUGCAGCAGCGGGGCGAGAUGCGUGAAAUUCUCAUGUCCUCUGCUCAACGUGACCAACGUUGCAACCCUGACAGUGAGGAGUCGACUGUGGAACUCCACUAUGAUCGAGGACUACAGCGAUGUGAGCAGUGUGUCAGUUCAAGGCUUGGCCGCUCUGAAGCUGAGGACCACCAAGAGCACCAUCAGCAUGAAGUCCUCCCCCUCAGUGAUCCAGGUCAACAUUUACCCAGAGUCUGGACUGCUGCAGGACUCCGGCGCACCCCUGUGGAUCAUAGUGGUGUCAGUCUUGGCUGGGGUGCUGCUGCUGGCUCUAAUAUGUCUACUGCUUUGGAAGUGUGGCUUCUUCAAGAGAGCCAGCACCAGGGAGCUGUACGAGGCCAAGACCCAAAGGGCCCUCAUGAGGAGCCAGCCGUCUGACAAGUACAAGCUGACCGAGGAGCUCUGAGGCUGGGCUGGCUGCUGCAGGAGAGCCCUGCUUGUCAGUUCUUUGUACGUCAGGAGGCAUGGCAGACUGCAGUGCUCCAGCAGAAAGGGAUCAUGGGUGACGGCGAGAAGAUGCAGCAGCAUGUGGAUGAUGAUGGUUUCCUGAUCCAGGAUCUGGUGACCAGGACCCAGA
This is a messenger RNA of Cyprinodon variegatus (sheepshead minnow), 3565 nucleotides long. RefSeq names its product integrin alpha-3-like. Gene Ontology annotation, molecular function: integrin binding. The transcript has 29 exons. Bases 206 to 3394 code for a protein of 1062 amino acids. The record is from RefSeq and is a predicted model, not a curated record. Lineage: Eukaryota; Metazoa; Chordata; Actinopteri; Cyprinodontiformes; Cyprinodontidae. Gene Ontology annotation, cellular component: integrin complex; external side of plasma membrane. Gene Ontology annotation, biological process: cell-matrix adhesion; integrin-mediated signaling pathway; cell-cell adhesion.